UUCUCAUGAUGCAAUGCUGAUGAGUAUUAUAGACUACCUCAGGUUAAAUGCAUGCCUCUACGAGUGGGCAGACAGCUACGACACAAAAGACUGGGAUCGUCUUCGCAAGUGCAUUGCCCCUACCCUCCGCGUAAGCUCAUCACACUCUGCCCCAGCAACAUCAACCUAACCCUUACAUCAAAGAUCGACUACCCCUUCCUCAACAAGAUCUGGGAAGCCAUGCCCGCAGAAGACUACGUCGCCAUGAUGAGCAGCAAGCCUAUGCUCGACAGCCCCCUCAAGACGCAACACCUCGUUGGCGCAAGCCGCUGGGAAAAGAUCUCAGACACCGAGGUCGUGGGCCAUCACCAGCUCCGCGUACCGCAUCAAAAAUACACCGACGAGACGUUCACGCAAGUUGCCGUCAAGGGGCAUGCGCAUAGUAGCAACCCUAUGGGUUCCUCCCUAUUUUCACCACCAAGACCGACAUUUUCCUAUGUGAUGAAACGUCGCGAUGACUUCUAGCGAUUCCGA
Molecule: messenger RNA, 513 nt
Organism: Colletotrichum phormii
Lineage: Eukaryota; Fungi; Ascomycota; Sordariomycetes; Glomerellales; Glomerellaceae
Product: Scytalone dehydratase-domain-containing protein
Exons: 1
Coding region: 52-504 (150 amino acids)
Biological process (GO): melanin metabolic process
Molecular function (GO): scytalone dehydratase activity
Source: RefSeq, a predicted model, not a curated record